Messenger RNA from Symbiodinium pilosum, 2484 nucleotides. The record is from the annotation of a GenBank genome assembly. NCBI's taxonomy places the organism in Eukaryota, Dinophyceae, Suessiales, Symbiodiniaceae.
AUGCAGCACGCUGCAGCACUGAGCGCCGGCUCGGCACACCACGAGACACUAUACUGCAAUGAGGAGGAGGAUGGACACUCUGAUGACCCAUGGUCCUCUUGCUCCGAGUCUGUGGCCAAGGAUGGAGUUUUCAGUGGAGCCCUUCGUGCAAUCACAUUCAAUGUUUGGCUGAUCGGGGCUGCGUUCCCAGCUGCUUACCAGGCCGUAGCCAUGAAGUACCGAGGCCAGGCCAGGUCUUUAGUGUCACAGCAGAUGAAGUGCACUGCUGUGCGGGGAGAGGCAGUCAUUGCUCCCAUGGUCCAACGCGAAAGUAAACAUGAAUCAAAGCUACGAAUACUGACAAAAGCAUAUGCCAUUGCUCAUCCUGUCUUACCCAUCUUUUUUCUGAACUGGCAGCUUGCCAUUUUCCUGAUAAUGUCUUCUGCGGGCGAUCUUGAAGCCGUGGAUGUGCAAGCCGAGACAGCAGAUGCUGGCGAGGCACAUGGAACGGGUGACAGCUCGGCGCUCGGGCUCCUUUCCGCCGGCUUGGCUGCUCGGGAAACUUCGGGUGCUAAAGCGACAGUCGGCUCCCAGCACUCGGACCACAUCUUCAGGAGAUGGAAGUCAAAGAUGCGAAUGAGUGCAGAGGCCUUGGACUGCCUUGACAAGGAUGUUGGCUGCGACCUUGUGCGCAGCCAGUCCUCAGAGAGGUUGUUGGACGUCUGCCUGACCUUCAAAGACGUUGCAUUUGAUGUGAACGCCCGCGGGCAGACAAAGAACAUCUUGGCGCCUGUUUCUGGCCAUUACGAGUCGGGGAAUUUGGUGGCCAUCAUGGGCCCCUCCGGCUGUGGCAAGUCCACUCUUCUGGACAUCCUGGCCGGCAAAAAAUCCUCGAAGUAUUCUGGCACCAUUCAUCUGAACGGACGGCCGCGGGACUACCUUUUUCCACGGGUAACGGCCUAUGUGCCCCAAGAGGAAGCCAUGCCAAAGUACUUGACUGUCAUGGAGGCCAUGGAGUUCAACGGAAGUCUGAAGUUUGAGAGGCCAAGUCGAAUGACCCGCAAAAUGCGGCGGGAGUGGCUGGAGCGGCGCCUCUGUGUGCUGGGCCUGGAUCGAGUGAAGGACCAGUACAUAGGUGACGGAACAUCUCUGCGUGGCAUCUCGGGUGGUCAGAAGAGGCGGCUCUCCCUGGCCAAGCGACUUGCCAGCGGAGCGCGGGUAUUCUUCUGCGACGAGCCUACUUCUGGACUCUCAGCAACAGACGCUGAAGCCUGCGUGAGGUACAUGAAGCACAUAUGCAGGUACUAUAACAUCCUCGUGCUCGUAGUGAUCCACCAGCCCAGGAUCGAAGUGGCAAAUCUGUUUGACGAACUUCUCCUGAUGACCUCAAAUCCGGGGCGGGCUGUGUACAACGGCAGGAUGGAGGAUGUCAUUGGCUACCUGAGCAGCGUUGGCUUCGAAGUGCCGAUGCACGCUAACCCUCUGGACUUUUUCAUGGACUUGGUCACACCUGAAAGACCAGAAGCCCAAGCAGACACCUUCGUGCAGCACUACAGUGCAAAGUUGGAGCAGCAGGUGGCGGCCCGGGUCGAGACUGGGCUCAAGGCUGAUCUUGCCGAUGUCUAUGGGCUGUUAUCGGAAUUACACAGCUCCCUACAGAAGUGGGGCAAGCUGACGCCAUUGCGCAAAAGCGUUUACGCUAGACGCUUUCGCCGCCAGCUUGCAACGGUGUUCAAGCGCCAGUUCAUCCUGCGCGCGCGCGAUGCUCGUGGCUUCUUGUCCGACCUGCUGGGUGGCGUGGCAAAGGCCAUUGUUGUUGGCGUUGUAUACAUGCGGACCGGCGAGCUGGGCGCUGCAGAGCAGACAGCCUUCUUCUUCAUGCUGUGCAUGACUUGCGCAAUUGAUGGCUUGAAGAACAUGCCUGCCGUCAUAAGCGAGCGCACGAUUGUGAAAAUGGAAGCAGCGGAGGUGCUGUACAGCGAGUGGGCAUACAUCAUCUCCUUCGGUAUUCUGAACACCUUGCAGAUGCUGCUGGUCCAUAGCAUUUUCAUCACUAUCCUCUUUUCAAUGAGCGGUUUGAGAUGGCAAAUGUAUAGCGAUGUCUACCUUUGGUCAACGCUCCUGGCUGCCACCAUGAACGCGCUGUAUCUAAUGGUGGCAGCGAUUGCGAAGGAUGCGACCACAGCAAUCGUGCUCUCUUCCCCGUUUAUGAUGCUAUUCCUUCUGUUCAAUGGCUUCACAGCCACUCGAAAUUCUGUUGUCCCGUGGAUGAGAUGGGCCAUCGAUAUUUCUCCAGUGGCUUACAGCAUCCAACAAAUGGUGUAUGCUGCAAAGCAUGCAUAUGCUGACGAUGAGAGCGUGGUGAAAGGCUAUGAGGGUGUGAUCCAGAUGUCAGAGUACGAGGAUCAGCCACAGACAGCAAUUGCUGUAGUCGCGAUCUGCUUUGCCAUCUUCAAAUCCGUGCAACUGACAUCUUUCCGGCUCUUGAACAACAUUAAGAGAUGA